AUGGUUGCUCACGUCACUGCUUAUUAUUCCGCGUUGUUUUCCAACUAUGAUGGUGAUGGCAUCGCCACUGCCGCCUGUUUAGACGAGCUGCGUUGUUUCUUAACGGACGACGAUCACGCCGACUUAACUGCAGCGUUGUUGCCACAAGAUGUUUUUUCGUUAUUGAAGGCGUGUCCAAAAGGGAAGUCUCCAGGGCCCGACGGUUUACCGACGGGAUUUUAUCUCGCCGUCUGGGACAUUAUUGGGGGCAUGUUCACUUCAUUGAUCAACGAAGUCCUUCUUGGUGUGGCAGUGCCCAGCCGUUUUAUGGACGGUAGGGUGGUGCUUAUUCCUAAGAAGGAAGGAGACUGUCGCGUCCAAGACCUGCGGCCUAUCACCUUAUUAAAUGCCGACUAUAAGAUCGUUGCGAGAGUGGUGAAGCAGUUGGAUAACUGGCUGAAUGCAGCGGAUUUGACACGUGGACCUGCUCGAGCAAUAAUAGCACCUUACGCCGGAUAUCAAUACAGUGGGGCCUGUAGCGGUUUUGCGUCCCGGCAAGUCAGUGCCGUCGUAGUGAGACGGAUUUUUAUAUUGGGACCAUCCCAUCAUGUGCGUCUCGGUGGAUGUGCACUUUCUACUGCUACCAAGUACUGUAUGCCCUUAUACGACUUGCGAGUUGAUGUGAAAGUAAAUGCUGAUCUUGACGCUACAGGACAUUUUGAGUGGAUGGACAUGUCUGUAGACGAAGACGAACACAGUAUAGAAAUGCAUCUUCCUUACGUUGCCAAAGUAAUGGAGGAUUAUAAAGAUUCUUUUACAAUUGUGCCAGUAUUAGUUGGCUCACUGACGCCUGACAAAGAGUCUGUCUACGGCAGUAUUUUCUCGCAGUAUUUAGCAGAUCCACAAAACUUAUUUGUGAUAUCGUCUGAUUUCUGCCAUUGGGGACAUCGCUUCAGAUACACGUACUACGAUCGCAGCUGUGGUGACAUAUUUCAAGCAAUAACAUAUUUAGACAAAAUGGGAAUGGACAUUGAGUCCCUAGAUCCACAAGCCUUUACUGCAUAUUUGAAGAAAUAUGGAAACACUAUAUGUGGACGUCAUCCCAUAGGUGUUUUAUUGCAAGCUGUGAACAGUUUGCAGAAAUCUGGUAGUAAUGGUCAUAGGAUGUGCCUUAAGUUCUUGAAAUAUGCACAGUCCAGCCAGUGUAACAAUAUGAGUGAUUCGUCUGUAAGCUACGCAGCUGGAGCCCUCACGAUUGAAUAACAAUCAGUUUUCUUUUAUCUCAAGCCACUAGUGAUUGACUGUUAUGAAGGAACUGCGAGAAAUAAGUUGAAUAAUUCUUUUAAAUCUUUACAAAAUUUAACAGGAGCAAAUGGAAGAAUGCGGACCUGCAACCACCAAAAUGCGUUUAUCUUGUUAAAACUUGUUUUAAAAGUACAAGCUGACCCAUUUGUGCAGUUUGCAGUUGGUGCUGCCCACCCAACGAUAAACAGGAACGAAGGUGUAUUACUGUAGUUUACUGCAAAAAAUGGAAUCUGAUGAGCUCUAAACAAAGGCCUAUAACAUUAUAUAUAUAUGUGCGUGUGUGUUUGUGUGGGACAUAAUUGAACCAAGAAUUAGUGUGCUAUGAAAUGAUAAUACUCUGAAUUUAAGAGUGUGGUUCAGUCAAUAUAUCACAGGAAGAAAGGGUCUUGAGAAGGGUGUCGGGGGAGAAAAAUUUUUAUUUGCUGGGUCAGUAUUAAGUAAUGAUCCACUGCAGGAAUUUAUUUGUAUGCUGCAAUACAAUCUGGGAAAUGGUAUAAUUAAAAUGUGCUGCAAACAUGCAUUUGCAAACUAUUACAGACAGUUUUCUCAGGAAGCAGAAAUAAGUUACAAAUAUGCAAGAGACUGUAGCAAAUAAUUUUGGAAUACUGUAGCUUGGUCAGAUUUAUGCCCAACAAUAAAGGGACAAUACCAUAUAAUUAUUUUGCUUAAUAUCAUAUUGAUUCAACUGUGAUGUAUGUUAUAUCAGUUAUCGAAGUGCCUAAACAUUUGGUUACUUAACUGGCUGCAGAAUUACUUCUCACUGUUCACUGAACAGUAUGCUACCAAAGUAAAUAUCAUUAAAUUUUGAAUCACUUGCCAAGAAUUUUCUCCAGUUUUUCUUUUAAAUCUAUCAGAAGAGGCAUCACUCAUAUGGCUUGAACCUCAUGGAUUUUGCAGAGUUGCUAAUGUGUGAAGCUUACCCAGGCAUCUGUUUACGUGGACAUCUACUUGCCAGUUACGAUAAGCUUGUUCGCCCAGUAAAGAAACAGAAUGACACAGUAACUGUAGAAGUCCGUCUUGAUGUACUGUACAUCAGUGUUGUGAGUAAUUUUAUGGGAAAAAAAUAAUAGCCUCCAUACC
Molecule: messenger RNA, 2364 nt
Organism: Schistocerca cancellata (South American locust)
Lineage: Eukaryota; Metazoa; Arthropoda; Insecta; Orthoptera; Acrididae
Product: protein MEMO1-like
Exons: 2
Coding region: 1-1242 (413 amino acids)
Source: RefSeq, a predicted model, not a curated record